This is a messenger RNA of Pimephales promelas (fathead minnow), 2284 nucleotides long. It is a transcript of the gene ncaph2, whose product is annotated as non-SMC condensin II complex, subunit H2. Gene Ontology annotation, cellular component: condensin complex; nucleus. Lineage: Eukaryota; Metazoa; Chordata; Actinopteri; Cypriniformes; Leuciscidae. Gene Ontology annotation, biological process: mitotic sister chromatid separation; meiotic chromosome condensation. Gene Ontology annotation, molecular function: chromatin binding. The record is from RefSeq and is a predicted model, not a curated record.
UUUGACGUCACGCACGCGGCAAAAACAAAAAUGACGUACGCGCGGCUUCUCACCAAAGUGUAGAUUUUAUGUUUUGCCAAUUUUAGUGACACAAAUGCUAUAAUUUUCAGAAAUACAUAAUUAAGAGGAUAUUUUUAUUUAGCAGCCGUUGAUUAUUCGCGUACAGAAGGGUAUUUUGGAAGAACAUGGCCAUGGAUUCCGCAGAGACGAGAUAUGCCCAUCUGCUGCAACCCCUGCGGGACCUCACCAAGAACUGGGACAUUGACCUGGCCAGCCAGCUCGGAGAGUAUCUUGAGGAGCUGGACCAGAUGACCAUAUCAUUUGAUGGUGGGAAAACUAUGAUGAACUUUGCAGAAGCUGCACUUUUAAUUCAAGGAUCAACGUGCAUCUAUGGCAGAAAGGUGGAGCUCCUUCACACUCUGGUGUUUCAAACAUUGGACUACAUAUCUAACAAAAACAAGAAACGUGAUAAACAAAGUUCUUCUUCAGAUGGAAACCAAGAAAAAGCCCAUUCAGGCAAUGAAGGAGAUGAUUGUGAGUUUGAUGAGAUUGAGCAGGAUGAGAAUGUCAACUCUCAGAAUAUAACAAUGAAAGAUACAACAGAGCCCGUUAAGAUUAUCCGUCUCCCUCCUGAGUCUCUCAUUCCUGCCGAAUCACAUGAGAAACAGAAAUACCCCCUUCUCAGUCUUAAAGGGGAGCUUCUUGGCAGCUGUAAGGAUUUUCGGAUUAAUAAUUUCACCUUGGAUGAAGUGGGAUUGAUGCGUCUGGGCUCUUCCCACGCUCACUUCCUCAAGGAGGUUGCAGAAAUCCAGCACAAUUUCUCUGUACAUGCACCUGUGCCCUUACAGACAGAAGGGGUAGCUGAGGUUGAUGGUGGUUACGAUGAACAGGAUUGUGGCGCUGAAGUUCUUCCUCCACUGGAAGAUCAUGGGAUGGAGGUGGAGUCUGAAGAGUGGGUAGAAAGGCAUCAGGGCCAGAGUGAGGGGAGGAUGCUGAGACCGAGACCUGAAGUACAGCCAAUUUCAGUGGAACCUAAGCAACUCAAGGAAAGUGUGGACCCUUGGAAAUGGCAUGACUCAUAUGCUGUGUUUGGGGAGGACAAACCUCUUAAAAUAGGCAAGUGUUAUAAAGUGCCAGCAGGUCUUGAAGAGUCUGGAAAAAGAAAGAGGAAGGGUCCCUCAAAACUGCAGGACUUUGGCAGCUGGUACUCUAAAGCUUUUGAGACUGCGGAUCGCAAGCUUAAGAAUGGACCUACUUAUCCUGACCUUAAUUACAUCUUUGUGAGUAAAAUGGGUCAGCGUCUGAAAGUACAGAAGCAGAUUCUCAGGAAAAGGGGUGUUUUUGUCUGCGAUGAGGAGUUAAAGAAAACUUACUUGGAACCAGAGAAUCUUGAGAACCAGGUCGAGGUGGUCCGGCAUCCAGAUAUAGAGGGUGAGGACUUUUCCGAUCAGGAACAUGACGACUUUGUUGAUGAACUUGAACCUGCGCAUCACCUCGGAGAACAGGAGCAAAUUUUCCAAGACUUGCAUAUGAGCCGGAUGAGUUAUGAAGAUCUGGUCAAGAAGAGUGUGGAUCUGUUUCUGGUGAACUCUCAGAAGUAUGCGCAGGAGACGGCGUUGUCUCGAAGAGUCAAAGAGUGGGAGGAUGGGAUCAACCCUCAUCUUGCUGCCCAGGAGACCCGUCUUGCUUUUGACAUCCAUGAGUAUGGAGACAGAAUUGUCCAGGCACUCUCUAGCGUGGGGAUGAAAAAAUCAUUUGCUUUCCUUGUCGAAGGCAAGGAGAACACAGAAGCCUGCAGAUACAUGUUGGCUGCGCUACAGCUGGCCAAUGAUUACACAGUGGAGAUUGACAAGAAGGAGGGACUUGAAGACAGUGUAGAUACAAUGGAACUCACAUUACUGACUACACAAAGAGCUCAUGAACGUCUCAAAACCUACAACGCACCUUCUGCUACAGAUAUUCCCUGACCUUUUACUUUUGUUUAUUGCUUGUCGUCUCUUCCCUGUGGUCCAAAACAGAAGCUCUUUAUCACAGACAACAUCAAAGAGAUACAAAUCACACAAAGACUUUCUAUGCUUUUCUAUUCUAGGCAUUUUGGUCUCGUAAUGGGAACACGCAGCACUGCUCUUGCAUUUUCAAUUUGGUCUUUAAACACGCAUGGAUGAAUCAGAGUGACGAGAUGUGAUUCAAUUAUGUGUAAUAUUAUGAUAAAAGUCUGUCCAAGUGUCUAUUUCUAUGCAUUUUCUGGACACUUAAUCUCCAAGUAAACUGUUUUUAAAGUUUC